This is a messenger RNA of Cordyceps militaris CM01, 1158 nucleotides long. RefSeq lists its product as uncharacterized. Bases 1 to 1158 code for a protein of 385 amino acids. The transcript is spliced from 4 exons. Lineage: Eukaryota; Fungi; Ascomycota; Sordariomycetes; Hypocreales; Cordycipitaceae. The record is from RefSeq and is a predicted model, not a curated record.
AUGGAUGCAUUAUUGCCACAUACAGAGGCUGGCUCUAUGCCGUUGCCCCGUCGAGAAGGGCCAUCCGCAGUCUCAGGGCUGCUCUCUAGACUUCCCGUCGUGAAGCCAGACUUGGAGACGCAGCACGGUGAUGCAGCGGCCGGCGAUUGCUCCUCCCAGAGCCAUGUCACAUCUCAUUCUCAUCUUGCAGCAGCGCAACCCAAGACACGGCGACGGCGCGGCUCCCUUAGAAAGGUUGCCUUACUCGGCAGAGGAGCGCAGCGUGACAAGCGCGACGGCAGAUCUCUAGCGAUUGAUACAGCGCAAGCCACGGCAUACCCCCUAGUCCCUGGCACCCUUGAUGGUUCGGCUUCUUUGGGCAGUCAUGAUGCUCUGGGUCUUGAGGUUGCGCGAAUGCACGCUCUGGUAAAGCCGAGUGCAGUAUCAUUGGGGACUCAGGUUGGACUAGCCAGCCCAGACCACAAUACAGAGGCUCAGAUAACACAGGAUACGUCGACAACGGAUGAGGAUGAUAUACUGCAUAUUUCACAUAAUUUGGUCACCACCAGACCGAACUUAUCGGCAUCUUCCUCGGGCUCGGAAUCAUACUUUGCCACACGAGGGACCUCCCCUCGACCAAGUUCCUUCCAGCCGGCAAAAUCACCACUGUCAUACAGCGGCCUCUCCACCAAUACGAUACCUAACUCGGAUGCUGAUUGGGACUACGCAGAAACGGAGUGGUGGGGGUGGGUUGUCCUCACUGUGACAUGGUUGGUCUUUGUUGUUGGCAUGGGCUCAUGUCUUGACAUUUGGAGCUGGGCAUGGGACGUUGGCAAAACGCCUUAUGCGCCGCCUGAGCUGGAGGAUGAUCCAACACUUCCCAUAGUCGGCUACUAUCCGGCCCUUAUGAUACUCACAUGUGUAAUGGCCUGGGUCUGGGUUGUGGUGGCCUGUUAUUAUUACGCUCGCGAGUUGUCGGACAAUUGGCGCGGCUUUGCACGCAAAUGCAAAAUGACUGAUGCAUUGGUGUUCGCUCGUUCCUGUUUCUGUGUCAAUGGCGCAUGGCAUCUCGGCGCCGGCUCCGCGCUUGGAUAUAGGAGGCACCCCGUGCCACUAUACCGACCGAUGACAGGCCUUCUGGCGUCACCACGCACCGGAUUUUACGGUUGUGUCCUGUAG